UCACAAGUCUCCACUCUACCUGACUGUUAAUUCACCAGGCCACACCUGAUUGCCUAAGCCACGCCCCCUACACUAUAAAAGCCUGCACCCAAGCCUUUGUUCCUCCUUUUCCCUCCAAACCUGCCAUGUGCCAGUGACUCCCUUUGUUGAAAUGUUUGUAUCAUGUUGUUUUGAACUAUUACCUGGAGUGGAUGCAUUAUUGAUGUAAGUAACGCCUUAUUUCUAUAUUAUCUUUAUCAGUGUUAUGCUACAUUGUUUAUUUAGAUAUUUAAUAUCUCCCUUUUUGUCCCUUUUUGUUUGAUAGUACAAAUCAUCCACAUCCGAACUCAGUCCUUUGUCUGCACUGAGCUGAUCCUUCUGUUGAUAAUAAACCUUUGAAACCUGCCCUGGACCCGGCGUGUUUGACUUCACACCACACAUUGUUCAGUGAACUAGCAUCAGGAGAAAACAGACUUUUUACAUGGUCCUUCGAGCCGGAGUGAACAUUGAUGCUGGACAAUGGAUCCAAAUGCAGGUUCUCAAGAGGAUGAGUCUCAGAGCAGAAGGCCACAGCGAGAGCGGGUACCUCCGAGGUAUCUGCAGGACUACCAAACUGAACUUUAUGGCCAGCCAACUAGGCAAUCAAGAGACUCUGCAGAUCCAGAGACCGUUAUACUGAGGCAGGAAUUGGCACAGUUAAAGGGAGUAGUAAAGCAAUUGACGGACAGAGUCGAACAGUAUGAACGUGGCUACUCUGAAGCAGAUUCAGAUGAAGACUGUGAUACCCAGCCCCACAAUGCCCAGUAUGAACGUAACCCACCAUUGAAAACUCACACAGAGAACCAGUGUGAGAAGUCCCGAUCCGAACCAAACCUGACCGAACCAGUAUCCGCUUUGAAUCCUGGAAAAAUCUCCCAGUCAGCCCAAACCUUAUUUCCCUGGAUUCACGGGCCCUCCCCCUAUGCAGAAUGUGAGCAUAAACGGCCUACCUCAGUCCCCUGUGAAAGACUUUGUCCAGAGUUGCAGCGUCAGGCACCAUCUCCAUCACCUCCAGUUGCAUCUGUUCAGGUGACAUCAAACCCAGCACCUGCCUCACACUGGCCCCAAGGUAAAGCCUCAUCAGUAUCCACCUAUGUACCUAUGUAGCUCAGUUCAGCCCUCACAGAUUACUACUGGUCCCAUUCCUGUAUUCCAACCCACCUUUUCUGCACCAGUACACAUACCAACGCAUGUACCACCGGCCUCCUCAUCGCAUGCUUCUUCCUAUAUGAUGUACCCCCCAGUGCUAUCCAAUGUGGCUAGCACAGCAGCAGCAACCUACGGCCCUCACAGUCAGCUCCCAUCUGCUCAAGAAGCUCACCUCCCAGCCUAUGCAAUGCAACCUCCUCGCCUCCCUACCCCUCAGACCCAGUCGGCCUAUUCACAGCCAUCAUCCUACCAUCCCAACACUGCAGCUUUAUACCAGCCUCAACUAUUACCUUCUCUGCCUUCACAGCAGCACCAACCCCACUUCUCUGUACUCCAGCCCCCUUCUGUUUCAUAUGCUCUACAGCCCUCUGGACCCCCUCCAAAUCCAGACUUCUCUCUACCUGUAGUCCCAGUGCAGCAAAUCCCAAACCCUAGAUUUCCAUCACGCAUUGAGGGACCCUCAUUCCCAUAUUUCACCCAUAGUGACCCUCAUGAAUUUGUAAUGUUAAAGAUGGCUUUCUCCAACCUUCUCCCAGCAGAUGAACCUGAGCUGUACAAAUAUCACAUCCUACUGGACCAUCUACGCCUCCCAUCUGCCCGUUAUAUUGCACUAUCCUAUGCCCAUGACCGACAGCCCUUCACUAUGGCGCUAGCAGCCGUAGAGCACCAAUAUGGUCAACCUCACCAAUUAGCCCUGAAAGAAAUACAGUGUAUUUUAAACCUCCCUAGAGUAGGCCGAGGAGAUGCAGAAGGGUUUCAAGCCUUUGCAGUUAGAGUGAGAUCCUUAGUGGGCAUGCUACAAUCGCUGAACUCACCGGAAGGAGCUGCAAAACUCGCCUGUUCUUCACAUGUUCAGCGAUUGUUGGGUAAACUCCCGGUGGAUUUAGUGGCUAAUUAUGCCAGACAUGCCCGUUCAACCUCCCCUUACGUUCAUUAUAACCUGGUUGCCUUUUCUGCAUGGUUGGAGGGAGAAGCAGAAUGUCAGGCAGUCAUAACUCAGACCAACAGUCUUCAACUUGAUGUACCCCCGGUUCAAAGGAGAGAACCGGCCCCCAGAUACAGGCCUCCGUCUACCACCAUUCUCUAUGGAGCUGAACGUGUAUUGCCACAUGCACGCACUGUACCUGGAUAUCAGCGACAACAUCAAACAAGGUACCCAUGUACAUACUGUAAUUCAACCUCCCACUACCUGACACACUGUAACAGUUUAAAGGACUUAAGUACCGAUAAAGUCAUGGAAUGGUUAAAUGAUCACAGAAGAUGCUGGAGAUGCGGCAGAAACCACAGAGCAAUAGAUUGUACACUAAGAAAACCUUGUCCUAAAUGUAAUGGCCAGCACCUAGGCAUAUUCCAUGAUGUUAACAAAGCCCAAACAGCAUCCAGAGUUUUUUACCUAAACCCACAAAGCAUGUCACCCAAAGUACUACUGAAAGUGGUGAAAGUAAGACUUAUCAACAAGAACAAGAUCUUCGACACCUACGCCAUCUUAGACGAUGGCUCAGAACGUACCAUGCUGUUGCGAGGUGCUGCAGAGUAUCUUGGUCUUAGAGGGGAGCCAGAGAAACUGGAGCUGCGCACAGUCAGACAGCAGACAGAGACACUGAAUGGUAGGAAUGUGAACCUGAAGCUCUCUGCUGCCUCCUGCCCUGAGAGGGAAUUCUCAAUGGACAGUGUUUUCACCUCUGACAACAUCUCAUUCGUCGAGCAAAGCUAUCCAGUUGACAAACUUAAACAGCGUUACCAACAUCUGCAAGGCCUGCCAUUAACCCCCUUCUCCAAGGUUCAACCUCACAUCCUCAUAGGAUCUGACAACCCAUUCCUCAUUACACCCAUAGAAAGAGUCCAUCACGGUCCAAAGGGAGCACCAGCAGCAGUGAAGACGAGGCUUGGAUGGGCUCUACAGGGGCCUACUUCUCUUGGUGAGUCAUCAGAACCUACCCAAUGUCUGUUUACCUUACAAGCCAGCCCCUACACUGAUCUGAAACAACAUGUAGAAAAGUUGUGGCAAGUUGACACCCUUCCCUUCAGGAAUGAAAAGUUAAUCACUAGAUCGAAACAAGACCAGGAGGCAAUCAACCUUUUAAAUGCAAAGACCACAAGAUUGCACAUUGAUGGAGCUGAACGCUAUGCUACUCCUCUGUUAAAGACAGCUCCCCCUGAACUCAAAGCUCCAUAUGAAUCAGUAAUGCCCCUUCUCCGACGAUCGGAGCGAAAAAGUCAAUGGCCUGCCUGCCCUGCCCAUGCUAUAGACACAGCUACAGAGCAACAAAAACCCUUGUUUUGCGGCCUCACACAACCUGCUAAGCCCCUCAACCUGCCUGAUUCAAAUGGAUAUGCCACCUGGACAGACCUGGUAAAUGCAACAUGUAAAUCAAUGCAAGACUUACCCUGUCGCCAGAUUUCUGACCCCCAGGACUUACCAAGAACCAAGGCGGAAGAUGCAUUGAUUUCUCAAGCUCAGUCUGAGAGUUUCCCAGAAGGAAUCUUUAACUCCAAACCAAGCGGAUAUGCAUCAUCAGACAUAGCAGAUCCUGACCCCAUAACACCAAACCUCCUUCUCACGGGGCGGCGAGACCCUUCCCUUCCGCAGGCUGUUUAUGCAGAUACAAAUGGACCCCAGAGACUGACUUUUUGAUUUGUUGAAUUCAAAUGUACCCAUUUGAAGGGGCGGCUGUUAAAUCACAAGUCUCCACUCUACCUGACUGUUAAUUCACCAGGCCACACCUGAUUGCCUAAGCCACGCCCCCUACACUAUAAAAGCCUGCACCCAAGCCUUUGUUCCCCCUUUUCCCUCCAAACCUGCCAUGUGCCAGUGACUCCCUUUGUUGAAAUGUUUGUAUCAUGUUGUUUUGAACUAUUACCUGGAGUGGAUGCAUUAUUGAUGUAAGUAACGCCUUAUUUCUAUAUUAUCUUUAUCAGUGUUAUGCUACAUUGUUUAUUUAGAUAUUUAAUAUCUCCCUUUUUGUCCCUUUUUGUUUGAUAGUACAAAUCAUCCACAUCCGAACUCAGCUGAUCCUUCUGUUGAUAAUAAACCUUCGAAACCUG
This is a messenger RNA of Notolabrus celidotus (New Zealand spotty), 4212 nucleotides long. RefSeq lists its product as uncharacterized. The transcript has 2 exons. The record is from RefSeq and is a predicted model, not a curated record. The coding region runs from base 1112 to 3802 and encodes 896 amino acids. Lineage: Eukaryota; Metazoa; Chordata; Actinopteri; Labriformes; Labridae.